AAAAAGUGUUGGUGCUCAUAUUUACAAAUUUAUAAUGCCCCUUUCAUUAUCCUCUUUGAUUCGUAUUUCAUGGUAUUUCUUGUUUAAGGUUUUUAUAUUGGCCUGUCUUUGUUAACUGUAAAUGUUGAAGUGAAAGUAAAUAUGACUAAGUUAAGAUAAAUCUUUCUAACAAACUCUUACCCAAAUUAAAUUGCAAAUUGUCAGGCAGAAAUAUAUAUUUUUUAAUGAUGAGUAGAAAUUCUCUGGGUUUGAUUACUCUUCGAGAUUUUAGUGAGUAAAAGUUCAGUCUGAAUGUCUGUGCAAGUGGAAUAAUGUAGAAGGGAAAGAAUCAAAAUUAAAUCUUGGAAAAUGUAGAAAUGCCGUGACAGAGUUUGGUGUAAAAUCUGUGUAAUAGUAUGAAAAUAAUCUUCAGAUUCUUACUAUGCCUUGUUUUUCCCUUUCUGCAGAGUGUAUAUAAAUGUGACUUCCUGAACUUGCAGCUUCAGCAGCCACUCCAGCUUGCACAGGAUGCUAUCGAUGCCUUUUUGAAGCAGCUGAAAAACCCUAUUGAUUCUCUUCCUGGAGAACUUUUCCAUGUGGUGGUUUUCUCUCUUCUCCUUUCUUAUUUUCCAUCACCUUACCAACGAUGGAUUUGCUGCAAGAAGGCCCAUGAACUGUUAGUGUUAAAUGGUUUAUUGCUUAUCAUCACACCUGAUUCCUCCCAUCAGAACCGUCAUGCUAUGAUGAUGAAAAGCUGGAAGAUUGCUAUAGAAUCUCUGGGCUUUAAACGCUUCAAGUAUUCAAAAUUUUCACAUAUGCAUUUGAUGGCAUUUAGAAAAAUCUCCCUAAAAACCACAAGUGACUUGGUUAGUAGGAACUACCCAGGGAUGUUAUAUAUUCCUCAAGAUUUCAACAGUAUAGAAGAGGAGGAAUAUUCUAACCCUUCCUGCUACGUUCGAUCAGAUAUAGAAGAUGAACAACUAGCAUAUGGUUUCGCCGAGCUCCCUGAUGCUCCGUACGACUCAGAUUCUGGGGAAAGUCAAGCCAGCUCUAUCCCUUUCUAUGAGCUAGAAGAUCCCAUAUUACUUUUAAGUUAGUAUCAAUGUUAAAGGCCCUUUCAGUCCAGACUUCUAAACUAAUUGCUUACACUAAUCAGAAAUACUAACAUGAACUCAGUACUUAAAACCUGGGUUGCAUAGAAGAAAUGCAAAGGUUUACAGAGUUUGCUAUUUUUUUCUACUUCUGGAUUUUAAAAUUUAUUCUUAUAUAGAAAGCUUAAAGUUUCAUGCAGAGUGACUCCUGUCAUAGCAGAAACCACUGUUACUUUAGCAUUUAGCACUAAGAUAUCAUAGAAAGGUACCUUUUUUCUUUAGUGCUAUUGUGAAAAUGAAGCAUAACUUGCUAUGUAUUUUCCUUUUUUAAUCUUUUCAGUGUUGACUUUAAACCAUUGCAAUGAGAAAGAUAUGUAGAAAGCUGUAGCUUGCACUUUGAUGACUCACAAGUUAAAUGUUAAAACAGAGAUAGAUU
Messenger RNA from Ailuropoda melanoleuca (giant panda), 1506 nucleotides. Its product is annotated as S-adenosylmethionine sensor upstream of mTORC1-like. The transcript has a single exon. The coding region runs from base 396 to 1076 and encodes 226 amino acids. NCBI's taxonomy places the organism in Eukaryota, Metazoa, Chordata, Mammalia, Carnivora, Ursidae. The record is from RefSeq and is a predicted model, not a curated record. Gene Ontology annotation, biological process: negative regulation of TORC1 signaling.